GGCCCUUUAUAUAUCUCCAGGCAGCCAUGGCGAACACAUCUGGCUCCAGAAGCCCCCACCGAAGCUGGCCUUGCUCUCUCUCGCCAUGGCCUCUCACUCAGGCCCCGCGACGUCCGUGCUGUUUCUGCUGUGCUGCCUGGGAGGCUGGCUGACCUCCCACACGUUGCCUGUCCAUUUCCUACGACCAAGUGAUAUACAGAAAAUAGUCGAGGAAUUACAGUCCCUCUCGAAGAUGCUUUUGAAAGAUGUGGAGGAAGACAAAGGGGUGCUCGUGUCCCAGAAUUACACGCUGCCGUGUCUCACCCCUGACGCCCAGCCGCCAAACAUCAUCCACAGCCCAGCCAUCCGGGCAUAUCUCAAGAUAAUCAGACAGUUAGACAACAGACCUGUUAUUGAUGAGAUCAUAGAGCACCUCGACAAACUCAUAUUUCAAGAUGCACCAGAAACAAACAUUUCUGUGCCAACAGACACCCACGAAUGUAAACGCUUCAUCCUGACUAUUUCUCAACAGUUUUCAGAGUGCAUGGACCUUGCAUUAAAAUCAUUGACUUCCGGAGCCCAGCAGGCCACCACUUAAGGCCAUCUCUUCCUUUCAGAAUGGCAGGAACUUAAGGAGACUUAAAAAGAUGAUCGACAACUAAGUGUGGGAACUCUGCCGUGAUUCCUUAAGUACAUUUU
Messenger RNA from Piliocolobus tephrosceles (Ugandan red Colobus), 678 nucleotides. It is a transcript of the gene IL31, whose product is annotated as interleukin 31. The transcript has 3 exons. NCBI's taxonomy places the organism in Eukaryota, Metazoa, Chordata, Mammalia, Primates, Cercopithecidae. Gene Ontology annotation, molecular function: cytokine activity; cytokine receptor binding. The record is from RefSeq and is a predicted model, not a curated record. The coding region runs from base 86 to 577 and encodes 163 amino acids.